Messenger RNA from Sander lucioperca (pikeperch), 4160 nucleotides. RefSeq lists its product as uncharacterized. NCBI's taxonomy places the organism in Eukaryota, Metazoa, Chordata, Actinopteri, Perciformes, Percidae. The transcript is spliced from 13 exons. The record is from RefSeq and is a predicted model, not a curated record. The coding region runs from base 36 to 3935 and encodes 1299 amino acids. Gene Ontology annotation, molecular function: protein dimerization activity.
CACUUUCUGGAGAAUUUCAGAAAGCUGCAGCCAAGAUGGCGCAUGCGUCCGGGGCGUGUUGUGGGACGAAGGGGGUGCGGGACCAUCUUUCUGGGAGUGUUGAAGGGAAAUUGCACGUCACAGUGCGCAGGCGAUCAGAUGGCCGCAUGCCGGUGGAGUUGUGCAAAGAGUGCACGCUUUACCACUGUCCCUUCUGCCAGCCUUCCGUCUACAAGCCAAAAGGAGACUAUGCCAGUGUUUGGACACAUGUAGAAAUCCACAGAAUGAGGGCCCUGCAACAUGGAGAGUUCAAUAUUCACGUGUGCCAACUGCAGUGCAGAGGAGAAAGGCAUUUUCACUGUCCAUACUGCCCAAGGACAAUUAUAACCCGGAAACAGUUUGAAAGUCAUAUGGACAAAUGUGUGGGGACACAAAGUUCAACAGCGGCAGCCAGAGGCGUCCAGUCUGCUCCACCUGGCAUUCCAUCUCAGCCAGCUACCACAGCCAUCCUCCUGUUCAACAUCACCCCCCCUCUCCCGCAAACGAUCAGGAUGGGCCAGUGUCCCACUCCACCCGAUCCCUCUGCUCAGCCUCAACCCACAGCAGACCCCCCUGUUAAAUCCGGCCGGUGUCCUGCUCCACCCGAGCCCUCUGCUCAGCCUCAACCCACAGCAGACCCCCCUGUUAAAUCCGGCCAGUGUCCUGCUCCACUUGACCGUCUUGUUGAGCCCACACCUACAGCUUCCCAGCCUGCAGCUCCACUUGACCGGCCUGUCCCAAUGGACCACCCCUCUACUUUAACUGACCAACAUGUUAAGCAAACAGGUCAAAUAUUCCGAACAGCAGGGAGAAAAAUAAAAUGUCCAAUGUGCAACCUGUACUUGAAUAAAAAAAAUCUAAGGAAACAUAAACUCAGGAGACACUUCUGUCAGUCCAUUUCUGAGAAGGACAUAACAGCCAAGGACCAUCUUAGAAGUCAGUGUAUUGACCCUUAUAAUGGGCUGUACGCUGUAGCAAAGUCUUACAAGGCCACUGCCGUACCAGUCCAUGUCAUGAAAAAGAGAUCAGGCAGCACACACGAAAUGGCGUGUGACGAAGAUCGCUGCGAGGCUAUUGCAGAUUUUGGAAGGCGGAGCGGCUUGCCUCAAAACCAGUGCCCUCAUCUACAGUCUGUUGAUUUUUGUUUUACCCGUGCAAAAAGAGUGGACUUGAAGCCUAGCGUGUUGGAAGAACUGGUUUCCAGUAAAUUGAUUGGAAAGGACAUGGGGGCCAAGUGCCUUAGCCAUCAUGAGCAAGCGACUCAGAACAGAGCCCCGCUUGUUACUCUAAUGGAUCUCGGUGGAAGUCAUUGCCUAUAUUUGUCAGUGUUUGAGCCCAAAGUCUCACAGUACAGCAAGUUAGGAAGACUAUUCGUGACAUAUACUAUAAAGAGAGGGUUGUGGCAUUGCAGUUGUUCGCAAGGGAGAAUUCCCUGCUUGCACAGAUGCAUAGCCAAAUGGUAUCUCUUCCAAACCAACAAAGAGUUAUUCACCUCCGACGCCAAACGAAAUACACCUUUAAGCAUUUCUGAAAUAAUGGAAGACUCUGCAGAGAAUCCAACUGGAACUGUGUAUCCAGUAGGAGAAGAAGGACGAAAACAAAUGACAAAGUACAUUUACAACCGACAGAAAUUGCCCUCCACGUUGCCUGAAAACAUCACCCAGUGUGAGUCUGAAAUACAGUUUCCGAAGCAUUUGGUUCCAGCUCAGACUGUCUGCCAAGAGUGCCCAGGUCGUGUUUCCUUAACAGAGCCAGUGCUGAUCACCAACAAAGCUCGAGUCAUUGCCUUCACCGGACUGAUGGAAGAUAAUUGCACAUUUUUCAAAAAGUGUCCAGCGUGUGAAAUGGUCUACCGUUACCAGGAGUGGAGUGAGGGUCUUCACAAUUACAAUGACCAUAUCAUCCUGAGUCUGCAGCUGUGCAUGCUUCUGCAAAACGCAAUCAAGAAUCACACUGAUGUCUAUGGAGUGGUGGAUGUGCUGGAGCGGACAGUAGGAGUCAAGUCUCCGUGUGGUGUAGAAGUGCUUCAGGCAUACCUCCACUUUGAAGCUCUUACAAGUCACGACUGUCAGUCUGGAGUCAUGAUGGAUCUUUAUCGAAAGGGGGUUUUCAACAUGGCAGGGAUUGAGAUUCAGGGCCUGCCUGAAUCCUUAACUGGAGAAGUAAAUGCAGAGGAAUUCUGGGAUUCAGCGUGCAUGGAGAUCAUAGCAAGCAGCCUGCUGGCUCCAAGUUCUGCCUAUGUAGCCACCUUAGACGGUAACCUUAAAGACGCUGCAGUGUCUGCAGGCGCAGCCUCCUCCUCCCUGGCUGAGAGAAAGAGGCUGAGCAAACAAAGAACAGAGGAGUGUCACAGGUCCGUGACCAGGUAUCUUGUGAAAGAACUACUUCCGUUGUCCACGGUGGAGUCGCCAUGGUUUAGAGAGAUGACUAAGAUGCUUAACCCAAAGUACCGCCUGCCUUCCAGAGAGCAGCUCAUAAACACCCUGAUGCCUUCCUGGUUCUCUGUGGAGAAGAAACGUGUCAUCAGAGAGCUGCGACAAGUGUCCGAGGCGGCAGUGACGUGCGACUGGUGGACCAGUUCUUCCCACGACCGCUACCUGACAGUCACUCUACACUUCAUAACCAAAGGCCAGAUGAAGCAGAAAGUGCUCCAUACGAAGCCCGUGUACGAUGCUCAGACAGACACGGUAGUGUCAGAGCAGAUCGGAGGCGUGCUGGAGGAGUUCGGGGUCCGGGACAAAGUGGUCGCCGUGACGGUGGAUAAUGCCUUCGGCAUGGACAUUGCCAUCACUAAAAGGCAGUUUAGGAAGCUGAGGUGUUUUGCCCGUAUACUCAGUCGUGCUGCACAGAAGGUGUACACCAGCGACACUGUGACCAGAUGGGUGUCAAAGAUAAGAGCUGUUGUCGUGUGGAUCAAAAGGUCUUCCACAGCUCAAACAGUUCUUCAGGAGAAACAGCAGCUUUUGGAUCUACCACAGCACUCUUUGGUGCUCGAUGUCCGAACACGGUGGGACUCGCUGUACCUCAUGAUGGAGCGGUUUGCCGAGCAGUAUGCUGCCGUACAGGCCACCACCACAGAUCCACGUAUCAGACAGUCUGCGGAGAGGAAAAGGCUGGAAAUGCUCUCAAAUGAUGAUCACCGAAAAGCAGAGGAGUUCGUCAGGAUCAUGAAGCCUCUGUACGCGUCCUCGCUCUGCGUCUCCGCUGACGAGAGUCCAACCUGUAGUCAGAUAUUUCCCAUCCUGAAAAAGCUGGAGGCCCACUUUGAAACCCAGGAUGAGGACUCUCUGUUCACAGCCACGCUCAAGGAAAAAGUCUGGCGUGAGCUGUCUACGUGUUACAAGGAUGGUGAUACCUGGAAGUUCCUACAGGAGUCGAGCGCUAUGGAUCCAAGGUUCAAGAACAGAGUCGACUCAGAUGAGAUUUGGUACAGAGUGAGAAACGCUGCGGUUAGGGUUACGACCGCAACAGAGAUGUCAAAUCAGGAGGGACUUGGACUUUUGCUGGACAGUGAUGCUGAUGAUGAAUUUGAGCCAAAUUUGUCUUCAGAUGAGACUCUGUGUCCCAAAAGGCCGAGGCUAACGGGCCUGGAGGAGCUUUUUGAAGAGGAGGACAGGGCUCUGAAGAGCGUUACAGCAGCAGAAAAGACCCCAAUGCCUGAACGAGUCCAGAGAGAAAUCCAGCUGUACAGAAACCUGCCGGCCGUGCCCACAUCAGAGGACGCUCUGGCCUGGUGGUGGAAGAGACGGGACUCGCUACCUCUCCUGUCUCAGCUCUCCAACUCAUACCUGUGUAUCCAAGCAUCGUCUGCUUCUCGUGAGAGAGUGUGUUCCACAGCAGGGGACACAAUCAGCCCAGACGGGUCACACAUUCUACCAGAACAGGCGGAUAUGCAGAUAUUUCUACAGAAAAAUUGAUUAAAACCAAUGCGAUUUAGCAAUACUAAAAUCCUGUUAUUCAUGACCUGUGUGUUCAAGUACAUCAUUCACUGUGCUGCUAGCUUAAUGUUAUGUCUAAUUUACCUCAUAUCAACAGGAGUAUAAUGUAAAUGUGUAUAAAUAUGUUUUAGAUUUGGUGAUGCAAGCAAAAAUAAAUAUUUUUUACAAUGAUACCAUCAUAGACUGUAAAUGUGUGUGAAAAGA